AUGCAAACAACACCUGUAUCGGAAGUACCAGACCCUACUGACUGUUUAAGAUUGACACCGGUUAACUUGAAAACUUUAAGAUCACCUCUAAAGCAAGGUCAGAUGAAUAUUGAGACAAAUGACAGCUUAUACAAAGAAAACUUUAAUCUUAUAUCCCGACAACUACAAAACCUAUUGAGUGAACUUGAUGUGAUAUAUCGAGAGGUUGGAUACUCGAAUAUAGAGAUAUCAAGGAAGGAGAAACAGAUUUUCCACAAUCUAUCAAAUUCGAUUUCGAAGUUCUUCGAUGAGGCUAAUGCGGAACGAGAUAUGCUUACAAAAGAAUAUCAGGUUGGUCAACAUAGCCUACAGUGUAUGCUUAAUGCCAUCAAUGAUCCGAAAGGAGUAUAUACGAUACCCGAUCUGUUUAUGAGAAACAGUGUACUGGAGACAUCUGCUCAAGCAAUUAUAGAUGACAACUGUUCAAGUCCUCAAAGAACAUCAGCCUCACUACUUAACAAAUUGAAAACGCUCAAUAAUGUGAAAGUUUUUGUUAUGAACGCUUAUUUACCUAAGUUUAUGGAUCAUUUAUCCACUGUCAUGAAACUACGACAUUUGAUGGAUAAAGUCCCCGAUAUGGAAGAUCAAAUUCUACCUGCCAACCUAGCUCUUCCAACUGCAGCUUUGUGCGAUGAUUUCAAUACCAGAAUACGAACCUGUAAAGGAGAUAUGCAGUCGUUGUUCAAAUUCUUCCAGGAAGAAGAAAAAGCGGUGUUUUAUCAGUCAUUCUUUUCUAACCUUACGUCUAAUUGUAUCCACACAUUGGAAACCUUAAUAAAAAACUACCAGGAGGAAUACAAUAGACGGCUUGAAACUUAUAAGGAAUUAUUGAACAACCUCUUACAAAUUGCUGACGAUUUGUGCAUUGAUAUCCGUUCAGAACUUCCAAAUGAACUACAUAUUGAAAUUUCAGAAGAUGCUAAACCGACUAUUACGUGGCAUGCUAUCGAAUCAUUACAAAAGUCAUUGAAGAAAUGCGAAUACCAACGACAAAAUCGAUUGAAGGAAAGAACUGAACUUUUGAGAAAGUGCCAAGUUUUAUGGACGAAAUUGAAAGUUCCAGAACAACAACAACAGAAAUUCAUAGAGAAUAAUUCUGAUUUAUCAAUGCGUUCAUUAGAAAAUUUAGCAAAUGAGUUACUUAAGCUGGAAGAGAUGAAGAAGAAGUUGAUAAAAAAACUAAUACAAGAGUCUUGGGAGAAGAUAAAAGAAUACUACAAAGCAAUGUCAUUUACUAUGGAAGAACAAGAGGAAUUCCUUACUUCAUUUGAUAAUAUGUCCAAAGAAUCACAAUCGUUAGAAGAUGAUGAGCAUCUUUUGGAGUAUUGUGAAUCUCAGAUCGAGGAUCUUAAGAAAAAGAUGGAUAUCUAUCAGCCUAUCUGGAAAUUGAUUGAGAGUUUUGAUUCUUUACAGAAAGACAAAAUCAGAUUAGAUGAAAGUACAAAAGACUCUUCGAGGCUUCUCGCAAGAAACUCUCACAAGAUCCUACUUGAGGAAGAAAGAACAAGAAAACGUAUAUCAAGGCAUUUUCCAACCAUUGUCCAAGACCUAAAAGAAAAAUUACUUCAAUUUCAAGACGUGUUUGGAAAGCCUUUCCUUCUCAACGGCGAGUACUUUUUAGAUGUUGUGAUACAGCAGGAAGCUGAGUUAUUGAGCAAGUAUCCUAAAAGCAGAAUAAAUAUGAAACCGCCUUCUGUUAAACAAGACGAAAUCAAGAAAGUAGUACCUAAAACUCCAAAAGCAAGUCGUGUAGCUGGUUCUACACGCCUUGUAAAGUCUGUGGACAAGAAUAAGAUAUCAAAGCCGGUUUUCACCCCUCGAAGCAGGAUCACAAUAGAAAGUACCAAAAAAACAAAUGUACUUCUUCCACCUCCUCACAUAUCGGUCAAAAAAGAUCUUUCACGUAUACCAACGCUAGAUACUCGUAUCGGCUCUUUGAAUUGUAGGGAAAAACGAAAAAGUAUAGUAAAACCGAAACAAUUAGCACCAAUUUCGAGCAACCUUUUGAAUAUCCUGAAAUCAACUGAAAAGACACACCAACCUCUCGCAAAGUUAGGAGAUUGUUCAUUGAACAGUUUUGAACGAAACAAUAUGAACGUAAAAGAUGCAAAUGGUGCAAGAUAUAUGGCUACAAAAUUGCCAAGUAGCCCAAUAAAAGAACCUCUUGGGUCAGUGUAUUCAAUAAUUAAAUCCCCUGAAGGUAAACUCAAAUUAAAUGUGUGCAGUAAUAACGGAGCCAAUAAUACUAAUAACGGUGACUCGAGCUUUUUGAAUGACGAUAAUUUCAUUGAAUGGAAGCAAUCUCAAUUAGCCAAACUCAACAAUGCAAAUGAUGAGAACAUAGAUUGGGAUAGUAGUGCUUUUUGA
Messenger RNA from Kluyveromyces lactis, 2406 nucleotides. It is a transcript of the gene ASE1, whose product is annotated as Ase1p. Gene Ontology annotation, cellular component: cytoplasm; mitotic spindle midzone; spindle. The coding region runs from base 1 to 2406 and encodes 801 amino acids. Lineage: Eukaryota; Fungi; Ascomycota; Saccharomycetes; Saccharomycetales; Saccharomycetaceae. The transcript has a single exon. Gene Ontology annotation, molecular function: microtubule binding. The record is from RefSeq and is a predicted model, not a curated record. Gene Ontology annotation, biological process: microtubule cytoskeleton organization; mitotic spindle midzone assembly.